This is a messenger RNA of Diachasma alloeum, 1579 nucleotides long. RefSeq names its product LIM/homeobox protein Awh (gene Awh). Bases 263 to 1240 code for a protein of 325 amino acids. The transcript is spliced from 6 exons. Gene Ontology annotation, biological process: regulation of transcription by RNA polymerase II; neuron differentiation. Gene Ontology annotation, molecular function: DNA-binding transcription factor activity, RNA polymerase II-specific; RNA polymerase II transcription regulatory region sequence-specific DNA binding. The record is from RefSeq and is a predicted model, not a curated record. Gene Ontology annotation, cellular component: nucleus. Lineage: Eukaryota; Metazoa; Arthropoda; Insecta; Hymenoptera; Braconidae.
CUGCGGAUUAAUCUCCUUGGGCCAACGUUAGCAGCGCGUCGCGAGCCAUGGUUUAUCGCCGGGCUCGCUCGCGGACUUGCUAAUUUUUUAUCGCUCGAAUGCAUUUAAUAUUGUGCGAAAUUAUGGUGCAUCGGAUCACAGCGGAUUGUGCAAUGCCUAGUUUGGGGAUAAACUUGUGAAUGGUUGCGGGAAUUUUGUGCCGUUGGUGGGUGACUGAUAGUGGGUGUGAGGAUUCUGAAGUGAGUGAUAAGGAUAACGUGAUAUGAAGACAGAGGCCGAAGAGUUGGCGCCUGAGGGCGUAUGUGAGGGUAAUGGUGUGGCUAAAGCAACAACAACAACGACAAUCGGCCAGGACGUGUCACCGGGUGUAAUGGAGUGCGGUGGUUGUGGUGAACGGGUACGCGAAAGAACAGUCCUCUGCGUUGGCGGUAGAACAUGGCACUCGAGGUGUCUCAGAUGCUGUGCAUGUGCACGGCCCCUGCACGAUCAGCACUCGUGCUUCCUCAGGGGGAUGAGACUUUAUUGCCGGCACGACUAUGCUCUGGCGUUUGGUGCUAAAUGCGCUAAAUGCGGGAGGAGUGUGAGCGCUGGUGAUUGGGUUAGAAGAGCAAGGGAGAGGGUCUACCACUUGGCAUGUUUUGCUUGCGACGCGUGUUCACGUCAACUCUCGACUGGUGAACAAUUCGCUCUGCUUGAUGCCCGAUUACUAUGCAAGGCCCACUAUCUUGAUGUCGUUGAGGGCAACAACACCUCGUCUGAUGAAGGUGGCGACUCGGAGAGCGGACAUAAGGGUGGAAAUAAAGCGAAGAGAGUGAGAACGACGUUCACUGAGGAACAGUUGUCCGUUCUUCAGGCGAACUUUCAGUUGGACAGCAAUCCCGAUGGUCAGGAUUUAGAGAGGAUAGCGCAUGUUACGGGACUGAGUAAAAGGGUUACUCAGGUUUGGUUCCAAAAUUCUAGAGCGAGACAGAAAAAACAUUUACACACGGGGAAGAUGAAGGGUCAACAUACACCAACAACACCACCAGCAGAAUCAGGGACAUCAGACCCAAUUAAGCCCGGCGGCGUGCAAAAGCCCAACUCCCUCUAUCUACCACAAUCAUGGUUCAGAACAGUCCAUGGACGAAUUGUCUCAGGACUCCAUGAUGCUCACGAUGCCAAACGAAGUGUGAACCCUUCAUCAAACCUCUGUUGUAAAUAUACUCUCAGUAUUUCCUCUAAAUUAAAGUUUCGGCGCUGAUGAGGAGCUUUGGUGUGUAAUUAAGGAUCUCCCAAACGUAUCCGGACUUCCAAGUGAUAUUCGCCGAAAGCUCAGAGAGACUUGUGUGAAAAUGCCCCGCAGUAAUAACCGUUUUUACGGUGCGACCGCUGAGUAAUAUUCGAGAAAUAGAUUUCUAACAGACUCAUCAAAUUAUGCUUGUGCUUAGUUCUCUCUGUAAUCAAAAUACGUGUACGUAGAUGAAUUUUAAAAUUGGCAAGCACAAAAAACCAGUGUUGAGGUGAGCCGAAAGUUGUCACUAUUUUUUUUUUAAUAUUUCAAUGGUCUUCACGUCGGGCCGCCAGUGAAAUCCAGGUGAGA